This is a messenger RNA of Symbiodinium necroappetens, 3462 nucleotides long. NCBI's taxonomy places the organism in Eukaryota, Dinophyceae, Suessiales, Symbiodiniaceae. The record is from the annotation of a GenBank genome assembly.
AUGGCGCGGGCUGCCCUCGCUGGCCUAGCCACAGGGGUCCUUGCGGACCAGCUGCGGCGUCAUUGGGUUUCUGGGACCGCCCGGUAUACCCGGUGCGAAGCGAGCGACAGGCGCUUUGAGCUGGUGUCAAAGGAGAAAUACCUGGAAUCGAAGAAGGCAGCAUCGACGACUUACUUUCAGGUGCCGGGAGGCAUGAGAUGCUGCGACCUGAAGAUCGGAUCCGGGGAAGAGGUCGCCGAGAAGGGCUGGCUCGUUUGCAUCCACUUCGAAGGAAAGUGGCUCAACGGCAAGGUGAUCGAGUCUUCCUAUAAUGCCGGGCCGAGUCCACUAUGCGUUGAGGCCGGGAACUCACCCGAAUUUCCAGCACUCGGCGAAGGGGUGCUGGGCAUGCGCUCAGGAGGGCGACGGGAGCUCAUCAUCCCGCCCAGCAUGAACCGUGCCGGUGUGGAGGAGGUGAUGAUUUACGUAGUCGAAGUGGCGAGUGUUGCGCAGCCAGCCUCUGAGGGAACUGUGCAUCAGCACGAGAGACCACCGCAGCACGCGAACGAGGACAUGUUCUCCAGCGUACCCUGCCCGCAACACGGGAAGGACCAGAGCAGGGGCAUGGCUUCUUUCCAUCGGGCACCUAAGUCAAACCUCAUUGGUGCAGUCAGCCGCGUUCGGAACAAUUUAGCAAUGAGUACACACCGCUUCUUCCAAGACCGAGGGUUCUUGUAUGUGCACACCCCCAUUAUCACCACGGCAGAUUGCGAGGGAGCUGGUGAGAUGUUCCGCAUCAGUGCUGAGAAGGGAGAGGAGGCGGUUGAAAGCAAGGCGGCAACGGACGGGGCGGAGUUCUUUGGUCGGGCAGCAUAUCUUACGGUCAGCGGGCAGUUGGCAGUGGAAAACUUCUGCUGCGGGCUGGGUGAUGUUUACACCUUUGGCCCUACUUUCCGCGCUGAGAAUUCCAGCACUACUAGGCAUCUGGCCGAGUUCUGGAUGAUCGAGCCAGAGAUGGCCUUCGCCAACUUGGAGGACGACAUGGACUGCGCGGAAGCUUUCAUCAGGUUCUGUGUGUCCAAUGUCCUGGAGUCUUGCAAGUCUGAUGUCGACUUUUUCAACCUGCGGGUAGACAAGGAGAUCCAGGAGAGGCUGGAGCUGAUUGCUUCCAAGCCCUUUGCCCGCAUGAGCUACACGGAGGCAGUGGAGGCAGCCGGGCGGCUGGGUUCUGUUCCGACGGUUGCGGUCUUGCAAAAGCACAUCAAAGCCGGGGACGUGAAGUUCGAGUUUGAAGUCGAAUGGGGCAAGGAGCUUCAAACGGAACACGAGAAGUUCCUCACCGAUGAGGUGUGCAAAGGUCCCUGCAUCGUCUACAACUAUCCCAAGGACUGCAAGGCUUUCUACAUGAGACUCAAUGAGGAUGGCAAGACGGUGGCUGCCAUGGACCUUCUGUGCCCAGGAAUUGGAGAGCUCGUAGGAGGUUCACAGCGUGAGGAGCGGAUUGAAGUCCUUGACGAUCGAAUCGCCGAGUGGAAGCCCAAGUCUGGCCAAGAGAAACUGCAACGAAGAUGCAAACGGCCCAAUGCCUCCAGCAGCCCAUCGUCUCCUCCACAUGAGUGCAUGAGGGCAGUGGACAUCCGGCCCUGGUGCGAGCUGCUGGUUGUCUUGCUGUGCCUGAAUGUGUUUCGCGGUGUGACUGCUGGACUUUCCGACAGCUGCACAGGGCGCUGCGACGUACUCCAGCCUGGUGCCGACUGCCAAUGCAUCAGCUGGUGCCGGCAGAUGGGUGAUUGUUGUUCGGACUACGACAGCUGCCACAGUGCGAGAGCAAGUGCUCUGGAAACCACCGUCCAGUGGCCAAGCCGAGAACGCGAGGAAACCACACCCGCAACAUCGGCACCAGCUACAACAUGGGCACCAGCCACAACGCAGGCACCGGCCACAACAAGGGCACCAGCUACAACGACUGAAGAGGAAACCUUUCUGCAUUACAUGCCUGACACCACGGUGACGACCCUCACCAUCACUUCGACUUUGCCGCCGACAACGACGCCGACUACACUCACAAGCACCACAAUCACAACCAUCACCUCCACUUCCGUUACGACUGUUACGACUACGACAGUGACGACAACCACAGUUACAGUUUCUUCAGUCACAGAGACGACUACGGCCACCAGAACUACGGUGACGGCAACGCGCACCGCGACGAGCACAAGCAUCACCACGACCACCGUGACGACGCUGACCACGACCAUGACCGCGACGUCGACAUCACACACCCGCUCAACUACUGCCACAUCAACAUCAAAGACCCGCUCAGUGACCGUAACGUCGACAUCGGAAACUCGCUCAGUGACCGCAACGUCGACAACGUACACCGGUUCAGUGACCGUAACAUCGACAUCAGCCACCCGCUCAGUUACCGCAACAUCAACGUCAGACACCCGUUCGCGAACGACCACAACCAUGACACGUAGCAUCACUGAGACAGCAACCACAUCUACGAUAUCGACGACGACGUUAUCAACAACUUUAUCUACGACGACAUUGUCAACCACGUUUUCAACUACGACAUUUUCAACUACGACGUUGUCAACGACUAAAGUGGCAUCAUCGAUCGGGGCCGGAGCAACUACGCCCAAAACAGUGAAGCCUGCGGCGAAGCCAUCCUCGCAGGUGGCGUCAUUCGCAAACCUUGUGGUCAGCGGGGAGAACUGCCAGAUGGGUCUUGAGGAAACCAAGGUGGAGGUGGAGGUUGGUGGGACCACUCGAAGUGCGCUGUUAUCCCUUCCUUCGGCCGUGUUUGCCGGGAAGCUCCCACUAUGGCUGGUCUUUCAUGGGACCGACGGCCAGGCUACGGACUUUCUGCGUUACUCAGGCCUGGAUGACUUCUCCCGAACAAAUCAUGUCGCCCUCGUGGUUCCGCAGGCGCUGCCGAACUCCGACUUCUAUGGGCAGUCGCAGUUCAAUGUUGGUUUGCACAGUCAGCGGGAGGAUCGACAGGGGGUCCACGACGUGGAGUUGACGCGAGCUGUGUUGGAACAGGUCAUGCGGCUGCCAUGCAUUGAUGUUCAGCGCAUCCACUGUACUGGCUACUCCAACGGAGCCCGUUUCUGCAUACGGCUUGCAUCCGAACUGCCGGGUCUCAUUGCUUCAGUUGCGCCCAUAUCAGGACUCCGGUACCCGAGCCCGAACAAUGCAAGCAGAGCCAUUCCCAUUCUAGCCUUUCAUGGGGAUGCUGAUCCAGUCAAUCCCUGGGGAGGGCAUGGCCUGGGCUAUUGGCAGUCCUCGGUUCCUGCAUCCCUGCAGAGAUGGGCCAGGUUCAAUCGCUGCAGUCUUGCAGAGUGGCCUCCAAGCUUCAGAGAGCAUCAAGGUUUCGCCGUGGCUUCGUACGAGGGCUGCCAGGACGAUGCGACUGUGAAGCUUAUCCGACUGCAUGGAGCCGGCCACCAGUGGCUCAAGACCGGCUCUACUAGCUGA